This is a messenger RNA of Neohortaea acidophila, 1907 nucleotides long. Its product is annotated as Tom37 C-terminal domain-containing protein. The transcript is spliced from 2 exons. Gene Ontology annotation, cellular component: SAM complex. Bases 92 to 1639 code for a protein of 515 amino acids. NCBI's taxonomy places the organism in Eukaryota, Fungi, Ascomycota, Dothideomycetes, Mycosphaerellales, Teratosphaeriaceae. The record is from RefSeq and is a predicted model, not a curated record. Gene Ontology annotation, biological process: mitochondrion organization.
UCCUUCGCGGCAGCAGCACAAAGCCUUGCACGAGUCAAGUCGCAGCUCAGCGGAGCUUCCGCAUGACUCAGAAAAACUUCCAGCACAUCACAUGCAAUCCUCCUGCACAUCCUCUCUCGCAUCACCACCCGCACAAUGUAUCUCACCCCCCGAUAACCCAAUGGAGCUUUACAUCUUAGGGCCGGCAUUCGGCCUACCGUCCAUCGACGCCGAAUGCAACGCCGCAGUAGCCCUACUCCAACACCUCCACCCAACCACCAGCAACUGGCACCUCAUCCCCACCCACGACCAAACCCGGCACCUCCCCUACCUCCUCGACGACCAGAAAACCUACGAGGGCUUCCAAGCCAUCCAAACACACCUCCAACCAAUCUCAACCUCGAACAACGACAACGCCUUGCAAUCAGCAACCUCAACAGCCCUCACCUCCCUCCUCGACUCCCGCGCCCAACCCCUCCUCGACAUCACCCUCUACACCUCCUCCGAAAACUACCGCUCCGCCACCCGCCCCGCCUUCACGCGCCUCCUCCCCUGGUACGCCAAUUACACCGUCCCUCCGCGGCGGCGCGCCGACGCGAAGAAGAGGACUGCGCAGCUGGGGAUUUCACACAUUGACGUCGAUGAGGAGGAUCCGCAUGAGGAUUUGAGCGGGCGCGGCGGGGCCGGCGAUGUCGCCUCGGUAGGCAAAGAGCCGCAAUUCGAAGCGGAGAGUCAGCGCAAAGCGGCGAGUUUACUUCUUCCGCGUAAGGAUACGUUGCGUAGUCUUCUAAGGCGACCGGAGCAUUCUGCGAUUUUCCGAUUGCAUGCGCUCGCUGAGGCGUUUUUCGAGCCUUUGAGUAAUAUGCUGGAGGAGCGGGAGUUCUUUUUGGGCACGGAGGAGAUGCAGGCUGUGGAUUGUGCGGUUUAUGGGUAUUUGAGUUUGAUGCUGUUUCCUGAACUCCCGCAGGGUUGGUUGAGGAAGAUGUUGAGGGGGAAGUACCCGGCUUUGGUGAGGUUUACGGAGAGGAUGCAUGAGAGGUUGAAGAUGGGGACGGAUGUUGGGGAUGUAAUGGGAAGAGGGAAGAGCGUGGCUGCGGAUGCUGCGACACACAGUCUGAAUCUCCCCUGGGCAGCUCGACAAUCUUCGAGCUUCACGGAUGCCGUGACCGUGAUCGCGUCUGACCUAGCAGCUCGAAUACCCUACAUCGGCCUCGGCAGAGUCGAGCACAUCCCAGCCACGCCUCGCAAGCACCCACUAUGGGAAAAGCGAUGGUUCCCCGCCUUCCUCGCGACCACCGCCGCCUCGAUCGGCUUUGGCACCUAUUACGCCUUUGUCCUCGGCUUCCUGGAGUGGCCUCGCGGCGAGCAGGUGCAGAUAUUCGGGCGCAAACGGUUCGCAGAUUAUGGCCAUUUGGGCGCCGCAUUGGCGGGCUCUGCUUCGCACGCGCUGUUGUUCUUCAACACAUCGCUCACGAUGACCAGUUGCGUGGUGACGCGCGGCGGUCCCAACUCGACCGCUGCAGGCGUGGUGCAAUAUGCGACGCUCUGCAGGACCUUUCUCGCGCGAUCGCGGAGGAGGAAGUGCAGGUAUUGGGCAUCGCUGAGGUUGGCGAGAGACGCUGUUGCUGUGGCGAAGACGUGGGAGAGAUUGUGUUCGUGAAAGAGGGCGUGCAGGUUCAGGAGGCCGGAGUAUGCCUAUGCCGCGGACGAAAUGUGGUCAGCUGGGCGGUCCUGGAGGCGCUGACGAAUGGAAUACUCACCAUUGCAGACAUUGCCCAGAAGAGAGUCAGCAACAAUGCGGUAUCGAGAUCCGCAAACCAGAAGAUGGGCGGAAAGAUGAACUCUGCGUCGCCCGGCUGCUCGGAAGCGUGAUGCGGGUUCAGCGGGAGACUGCGUUCCUGGUACAACGGCACCUCGCUAUCUCUCUC